AGUGUUGAAUCUAGGAAACUGUCUUGGGACACACUUCAGAUUGCUUUGAAAUUCUGCGUUCCAUCUCCAUGAGCCACCAUUGGACUGCACAAUGACACCGAGAAUGGGACCCAGUUUGACCAUGCUGUUGGCAAUGUGGCUGGUAUGCAGCUCAGAAUCCCACUCCCAGACCACAAAGCAGGGGAGACAAGGAAGCCGCAGAGCACCUCUCCUUCCCGCAGUCAACAGUAGGCCAGUUCGGUUUCUGAGGCACACGGGGAGGUCUCGGGGAAUGGGCAGAACCACUGUGGAAGAAGCAAAUCUGCAACCUCUUCCCAAAAGGAGCCUGCCCGUAAUGAGGCUAGGCCAGACAACAGCGAUGCCAGCCACACUGGCUAUCCAGGGGGCCCUGAAGAGAGCUGGGCAAAGACCCACAGCCGGCAACCCAAGGCGAGAGAUGGUCCGAGAUGAGGGCUCGUUAGCUAGGACCAGAACUUUGCGCUUCCCCUCGGGCUCCAGCUCGCCCAACAUCCUGGCCAGCUUUGCAGGGAAGAAUCGCGUAUGGGUCAUCUCAGCCCCACACGCCUCUGAUGGCUACUACCGCCUGAUGAUGAGCCUCCUGAAGGACGAUGUCUAUUGUGAACUGGCUGAAAGGCACAUCCAGCAGCUGGUGCUGUUCCACCAGGCAGGCGAGGAGGGAGGUAAGGUGCGAAGGAUCACCAGCGAAGGCAGCAUCCUGGAGCAACCUCUGGACCCCAGCCUUGUCCCCAAGCUCAUGAGCUUCCUGAAGCUGGAGAAAGGCAAGUUCGGCAUGGUGCUAUUGAAGAAGACCUUGCAGGUAGAGGAACGUUACCCAUAUCCUGUCAGGCUGGAAGCCAUAUACGAGCUCAUCGACCAGGGCCCCAUCCGCAAGAUAGAGAAGAUCCGCCAGAAGGGUUUUGUGCAGAAAUGCAAGGCCUCUGGGCUGGAGGGCCAGGUGGUGGCAGAGGAGGACAACAACUACAAUGCAGGCGCUGGGAAGCCGGGCCAGAGCGGUGAGAAGAGGAAAGAAGAUUCAAGGCGAGUACAAGUCCUCCCAACCCGGGACAAUAGUAGGCCCAAGAUCUGGAGAAAGCCUGUCACCACCACUGCUGGUUCUCCCCCAUCACCCCCUAUGCCCAGAGUCACCACGUUGCCACCUGUUCCAGUCACAACAGCCACUCGCACCACUGUAGCUGCAAGACCCACGGCUACCAGCACGGCCAUUCCGACCACUCAAAGGCCCUGGACAGCCCGGGUGAACCCUUCCUUAGAUAGCCACAGGGCCCCAGCCACCAAUGAAGUGACCACUGUUAGAGGGUCCAUGGUCUCAGAGAAUCUCUACCCUCCCACCAGGAAGGAGCAACACAGGGAGAGGCCACAGACCACCCGGCGGCCAGGCAAGGCCACCAGCUUGGAGAGCUUCACGACCGCCCCUGCCACGACGACUGUCUCAGAGCAAAGCACCCAAGGUGGCACUGGCCGCUUCAAGGACAACCGCACUGACAGGCGUGACCCUACUACUCCAGGGCGUCACAAGCCAGCAAAGACGAAGCCACCCAAAAAGAAGGCCCAAGACAAAAUUCUCAGUAAUGAGUAUGAAGAUAAGUAUGACCUCAGUCGGCCAACCGCCUCUCAACUGGAAGAGGUGCUGCAGGUGGGGAAUGUCCCCCCUCAGAAAGCAAAGGAAACUAAAAAGCAUGAAAAGCUUGAGAAACCGGAGAAGGAGAAGAAGAAAAAGGUAAAGAAUGAGAAAGCAGACAAGUUGCUCAAGAGUGAGAAGCCAGUGAAGAAGGACAAGACUGAGAAAAAGAACAAGCAGGAGAAAGAAAAGAGCAAGAAGAAAAAGGCAGACAAAACAGAGCAGGAUGGCUAUUUAAAACCUACCACCAGACACUUCACACAGAGUCCUAGGAAGUCGGUGACUGACCUGCUGGGAGUCUUUGAAGGCAAAAGAAGACUCUUACUGAUCACUGCUCCUAAGGCUGAGAACAAUAUGUAUGUACAACAGCGAGAUGAGUAUCUGGAAAGUUUUUGCAAGAUGGCCACGAGGAAAAUCUCGGUGAUCACCGUCUUUGGCCCAGUCAACAACAGCACCAUGAAAAUCGACCACUUCCAGCUAGAUAAUGAGAAACCUAUGCGAGUGGUGGAUGAUGCGGAUUUGGUAGAUCAGCAUCUUAUCAGUGAGCUGAGGAAAGAGUAUGGAAUGACCUACAAUGACUUCUUCAUGGUGCUCACAGACUUGGACAUGAGAGUUAAGCAAUACUAUGAGGUGCCUAUAACAAUGAAGUCUGUAUUUGAUUUGAUUGAUACGUUCCAGUCCCGAAUCAAAGACAUGGAAAAGCAGAAGAAGGAAGGGAUUGUUUGUAAAGAAGACAAGAAGCAGUCCUUGGAGAACUUUCUAUCUAGGUUUCGUUGGAGGAGGCGGUUGCUUGUGAUCUCUGCUCCUAAUGAUGAAGACUGGGCCUAUUCACAACAGCUCUCUGCCCUCAGUGGUCAGGCAUGCAAUUUUGGUCUGCGCCAUAUUACCAUUUUGAAGCUUUUAGGUGUAGGAGAAGACGUUGGAGGAGUUUUAGAACUGUUUCCAAUUAAUGGGAGCUCUGUUGUUGAACGAGAAGACAUACCAGCUCAUUUGGUGAAAGACAUACGCAACUAUUUUCAAGUGAGCCCAGAGUAUUUCUCCAUGCUUCUAGUUGGAAAAGACGGAAAUGUAAAAUCCUGGUAUCCUUCGCCAAUGUGGUCCAUGGUGAUUGUGUACGAUUUAAUUGAUUCCAUGCAACUCCGCAGACAAGAAAUGGCCAUUCAGCAGUCACUGGGGAUGCGGUGUCCGGAUGAUGAGUAUGCAGGAUAUGGUUACCAUAGUUAUCACCAAGGCUAUCAGGAUGGAUAUCAGGAUGACUACCGUCAUCAUGAGAGCUAUCAUCAUGGAUACCCUUACUGAACAGAAAUAUGUGACCUUUCUCCUAGCCCAUUUCCUCUGCUGCUGUUAAACCCACAUGUGGCCAGCCAUGUAAAGAAAUUCUUCCACAAUGCCUAGUCUCCUGC
This is a messenger RNA of Suncus etruscus (white-toothed pygmy shrew), 3042 nucleotides long. It is a transcript of the gene CCDC80, whose product is annotated as coiled-coil domain containing 80. The transcript has 8 exons. Bases 92 to 2938 code for a protein of 948 amino acids. The record is from RefSeq and is a predicted model, not a curated record. Lineage: Eukaryota; Metazoa; Chordata; Mammalia; Eulipotyphla; Soricidae.